Molecule: messenger RNA, 240 nt
Organism: Eruca vesicaria subsp. sativa (arugula)
Lineage: Eukaryota; Viridiplantae; Streptophyta; Magnoliopsida; Brassicales; Brassicaceae
Source: the annotation of a GenBank genome assembly
AUGUGGAAGGAUCUGGUGGUUGAGGGAGAUUUAGGAGAGAUGCGAUGUUUGUUGAAGUUAGGGAAGAGGAAUGGUUUGACCGAAUCUGGUGUUACAUAUCCCGGUGGAGCAGAGCAGUUGUGUCAUAUCCUUUGGUCUCCACAUACGGGCAAAAGAAAUCCAGAGACGUUAAGCGAGUGCAUUGAGUCCAAACGCGUCUAUGACGCCAUCAUUAACAGCAGCUUCCCAGUCCUCUCAUGA